CACAUAGCAGGGCGAAAAGAAACACAUGUUCGCGUAAAAUCGAUGAAUAAACUUUAAAGGAGAAAUUGAAACCUGAAAGGAGCAGCGUGUUCGGCCAUUUGUUAACAUACAUUAUCCCCGGAACAUUGCGUAAAUCGUUUCCUGCAAAAGCCGGGACCCCUGGUAAAAUGGGUAUUACGGAAACAUCAGCAACAACAACAACCGGAAUGGGAGCGGCAAAUGCUAUGGAGAGCAAGCAAAUUCUGUCGCUAGAGGCUUUUCAGGACAUCUUCAAGCACGUGGAACCGGAAGUCCAGAUUGAUGCCUUUGAGCUGGCCCCGGGCUCCGACCGCGGUGACAACUACACGGCCGCCCUGUACCGCAUAAAGCUCACCGGGAAACGACGGAAUCUCAAAUGGGAACAGAACGUUAUCUGCAAGGUUUUGCCGGAAAGUCUGGUCGCCCGUGAGGCCUACAAAAGCGACAAGCUAUUUCGCAACGAGGUGGAGUUCUACACCACCAUCAUGCCAGAGCUUUUGAAGUUUCAGGCCAGCAAAACGGACCAGGACACACCCGUGUUCAACGCCAUUCCCAAGUGCUAUUCAGCCAGGCAAGAUUUGCUUAUUAUGGAGGACCUUCGCGAACGUGGCUUCCAAAUGUCCGACCGCCACAAAGGACUUAGUCUUGAAGAGACACAGUCCGUCCUGCUGCAAGUGGCCCAGCUGCAUGCCCUUAGCCUGGCAUACAAAUUCGAGAAUCCGCUGGAUUUUAGCAAGCUGUGCAGCGUGAUCAGCGAGGGAAUCUUUUGCACGGCCAACACGAGUUGGUAUCGAAACUAUUAUGAACGCCUCACCAAGAACGCCAUUCAGAUGGUGUCAGAAGUGCUGCCCGCGGACUCAAAGUAUGUACUGGCCAUUAGCAAUUUUGCGGAGAGCUCCUCCUUCUUCGGCCGGAUGGUACAGUUGGCAAGCGCCGAGUCGCCACUAUCAGCCAUCUGUCACGGCGACUGUUGGGUGAAUAACUUUCUGUACCACUAUGAUCCAGAGGAUUCGCAACGGGUACUGGAGGUAGCACUGAUCGACUUCCAGCUGAUACGCCACAGCUCUAUCGCUUUGGACAUUGCCAAUCUGUUAUACUGCUGCACCACAAAGGAAAUGCGGGAUGCCAAGCUUCAGACUCUGCUUAAGAUCUACACGGAGGAGCUGUUUCGAUGGUUGCAAAUCCUGUGCACAAAUUUGCCAGAUCACUGCGACACUUUGGAGAAGCUGCAAGAUCUUUUUGCCGAGGAACUAAAAACUUACGGACGCUUUGCUCUUGGUCUAGCCAUGGACAUCCUUCCUAUUAGCACUUGCUCCUCGGAAGAUGCCCCGGAUAUGUACUUAAAACGAAGCGACGAUCAAGAUGAGGACGAGGGUGCGCCCACGCUCAACUUUCCACCUAACGAUCUGUGCCGCCAGAAAAUGUCCGAAAUAGUCAUCGAUAUGGUGGAUCGGGAUAUGCUCUAGGCAAAACUGCAGCCAAAACGGAACGCCUGCUGUCUGCCCAAAACACCAAUUACCAAUAAUAUACCAGCUCAGAUAGCAUGCUCCAGUUGAUUCUCACUUUAACCCUUAGUUAUAUCCAAUUUAGUAAAUAUUACCAUUAGAAUAGCAAGACUUUGUACGUUUAGGGUACCACCGCUACCUUUAUGUUAUACUUCUAUAAUAGCAGCCAAUUCCUUGGCCCUGCGUCCCAGACAGGACUUCGUGAAGUCAAAGUUAACACUUAACCGUAUUAUUAAUUUAUCAUCUACUUUGUUUAUGAAUGAGCAAAACAACCGAUGCCAAAAUAGUGUAGAUUUAAAACUCAAGGUACUUGUUUCGCAUUUAGUUUUACGGUACCCGUUUUCGAAAGCCAAUUGCACUUUGAGGAAUAUUCUCCGAAUCUCUGUUACGUUAAUCUUUUCGAAAUGGAAUUGGGCACAGGGCCUUAUUUGACAGGAAUUGUAAGAAUGCACUUUAUGAUCUAGCCGUAGCUGAAAUGAACAAUACAUUUGUUGAACGUAGGUCAAAGAACACAGACAAUAGAAAGCUUGUCUAGGCGUAUUGUGUUUUUCUAAAGUAUUCUUUACACUAAUAAUAAACUAUAAAUGAAGGGUA
Molecule: messenger RNA, 2117 nt
Organism: Drosophila eugracilis
Lineage: Eukaryota; Metazoa; Arthropoda; Insecta; Diptera; Drosophilidae
Exons: 5
Coding region: 168-1484 (438 amino acids)
Source: RefSeq, a predicted model, not a curated record